GGGGCCGCAUCUCCACACGCAUACACACUUGAACAUUGCUUACAAGCAUGGAGGCGAUUUAAUUCACAAGAAGAAACAAGCUUCCUUUCUGAGAAUCGACCCGAAGGGAACUAAUCCACUUUCAUAAUCCGCACGUCACGUGGAACGAAUUUGGACAUGGCCUCAUCUUUUCAUCUGCCGAGAAGCACCAGAAACACGUUAGAGAACACGAGCAGCGAGUCUUCUGACAAUGAAACUGCAGAAAAGGAGCGGUCUGUCGAGCAGAGAAGUGACGAUGGAAACGCGGAUGACUCCAAAAAGAAGAAACAGAGACGGCAGAGGACUCACUUCACCAGCCAGCAGCUGCAGGAGCUGGAAUCCACUUUCCAAAGGAACCGAUACCCGGACAUGAGCACCAGAGAGGAGAUCGCCGUGUGGACCCACCUCACAGAGGCCCGAGUCCGGGUCUGGUUUAAAAACCGAAGGGCGAAGUGGAGAAAAAGGGAGCGUAAUCAGCAAAUGGAUUUGUGUAAGAACAGUUAUCUGCCCCAGUUCAGCGGCUUAAUGCAGCCUUACGACGACGUCUAUCCGGCGUACACCUACAACAACUGGACCAACAAAGGACUGACUCCAACCCCAUUGUCCACCAAGAACUUUGCCUUCUUCAAUUCCAUGAGCCCUCUCACGUCCCAGUCUAUGUUCUCAGCCCCAAACUCCAUCUCGUCCAUGAGCAUGGCGUCCGGAAUGGGACACUCUGCCGUGCCCGGCAUACCCGCGACGGGUCUGAAUAACAUCGGCAAUCUCAAUGGCGUCGGCAGCGCCACGAUCAAUUCCGCCAUGAGUUCGUCCACAUGCCCGUACGGGCCUCCGGGCUCCCCGUACAGUGUGUACAGAGACACUUGUAACUCCAGCCUUGCCACGUUAAGACUGAAAUCAAAGCAGCAUCCAUCUUUUGGAUAUAGCGGCUUGCAGAGUCCCGGCUCUAGUGUGAACGCGUGCCAGUAUAAUAGUUGACUAAUUAAACCGCAAUAAAUGGAUAGCUGGACCAAUGACAACCGUAUUGGAUUAGGUGCAAUCGGCAUUUUAAAACGGAUUAGCGGAUUGUCUGUUUCUGAACUUGCACAACAAUUCAAAUGUCCAUUCAAGUGGACUUAUGAAGACAGUUAUAUUCACACAUUGUAGGCUACAUAAGCUAUAACGUGGAACAAUGAAACAACAUUUGAAAAUGGGAACAAUUGGUUUGUCAAAGCACGAACCUGUCAUUAGACCUCGAUCGCCUUUAGUCUUAAAUCGUGUUUGUGAGUGAUGUUCUCUUUUAUUUCAUGUCAUGCAGAGGUCGUGUUGUCCUCCUGGACUAGUUGUUUCAUUCGAUAGAUUUACCGCAUGCUUAUUCCAAGUGAAAAAAAUAUUUUUUAUGAAAUGUAUGAAUGUGUAGACUAAACAACAAAGCUAUAACUUUAUAUUGUACUCAUGUUGAUUGAAAAUUGUGCUUGUAUGUUUAUGGCAAUGUUUCGAAUAAACCUAUACA
Xyrauchen texanus (razorback sucker) is the source of this 1507-nucleotide messenger RNA. It is a transcript of the gene pitx1, whose product is annotated as paired-like homeodomain 1. Gene Ontology annotation, biological process: regulation of transcription by RNA polymerase II; anatomical structure morphogenesis. Gene Ontology annotation, molecular function: DNA-binding transcription factor activity, RNA polymerase II-specific; RNA polymerase II cis-regulatory region sequence-specific DNA binding. Lineage: Eukaryota; Metazoa; Chordata; Actinopteri; Cypriniformes; Catostomidae. The record is from RefSeq and is a predicted model, not a curated record. The transcript is spliced from 5 exons. Bases 157 to 993 code for a protein of 278 amino acids. Gene Ontology annotation, cellular component: nucleus.